Molecule: messenger RNA, 816 nt
Organism: Rosa chinensis
Lineage: Eukaryota; Viridiplantae; Streptophyta; Magnoliopsida; Rosales; Rosaceae
Exons: 1
Coding region: 1-816 (271 amino acids)
Molecular function (GO): zinc ion binding
Source: RefSeq, a predicted model, not a curated record
AUGGCUGAUCUGAGGGAGCUAAGUGAGGGAGCUUGGUCUUGGUUUCAGGACAAGAAUCCAGCAAAAUGGUCUAGGGCUUACUUCAAAGAUGAGUCUAGGUGUGACCUACUGCUCAACAACCUCUGCGAGUCUUUCAAUGCAGCCAUUCUGCUAGCUAGAGAUAAGCCUAUCCUAACAAUGUUAGAAAAGAUUAGAAUGGAUAUGAUGGUGAGGCAAUCAAAUAGAAGAGUAGCUUGUGAAAGGUGGAAGGAUUUGGUUGGACCAAGAAUCAAGAAGAUCAUUGACAAGAUUGGUCAGAGAGCAACUGAAUACAGAGCACAUAGAGCUGGGGAGUUCAUAUUCCAGAUCACUGGCUGUGGAGAGCAUGGCAGCAAGCAUGCUGUAGAUCUGGGCCUCCAUACUUGCACCUGUAAGAGGUGGCAGCUGAGUGGGAUACCCUGUGUUCAUGCCGUCUGUGCAUUAAGGUUCAAGAAACAGGAAGUUGCAUUAUAUUGUCAUGACUAUCUUAUGCCCUCAACCUAUAUGGAGGCCUACAACCCCAUAAUCUACCCUAUUGCUGGCCAAGAGGAUUGGGAACCUGUUGAUUACCCCAUUGCACCUCCACUUUUCAAGCAGCAACCUGGUCGGCCUAAGAUGAAAAGGGUGAAGGAACCAGGAGAGAGGAAUCAGACCACAGCCCCACCUGCACCUAAAGAAGGGAAGUUGCCUAAGAUUGGUAUAAAAAUGUCUUGUAGAGUAUGUGGCCAACAAGGACAAAACAAGUUAGGUUGUCCAAUCACAAAGGCAACUAAGGCAGCAGCAACUGUAAGUCCUUAA